Prunus armeniaca (apricot) is the source of this 420-nucleotide messenger RNA. NCBI's taxonomy places the organism in Eukaryota, Viridiplantae, Streptophyta, Magnoliopsida, Rosales, Rosaceae. The record is from the annotation of a GenBank genome assembly.
AUGGGUUCCCCUACAAAAAUCCCCCCCAUACUUAUAACAACUCCAGCAAAAAAUGCAGAACCUUUGUCACAGAGGAAUAAUAAAGCAGAAGAUGUUGCUGAUGGAGCUGCGAAAUCCAUAAACUUUUCAUCUGAGGACCAUGAUGAUGUAGCUCGGAUCGGCAAGAUGCGGUAUGAUGCGUUGAUCAUGGAAAUCAAACGCCUGAAGAUACGUCUAAGAUGGUAUCAAGAAACAUUGGAGAAGGAGAAAAAGAAAGUGAAAUUCCACAUUCGAUCAGUCCAAAUAAUGAAAGUGAGGGUUAGGCUUGCGAAAGGAAAAGGUAUGAGGGAAGCAGAAGCACGCAAAGGGUUUGAGCUGUUCUGCGAGUUUGCAAAAUGUGUUGUCCCAAGCUACAACUGGGAUGGGAUCGCCAUGGAGUAA